AAGAAAACGCAGGCAGCUGGCAUGUCCUGCUAUAGUAUGUCACUCGAAUUUAUUCUUUUUUUCUCUAACAAUUUAUAGGCAUCAAAAAAGGAUACAAGCAGAACAAGUUAGCCCUUUUAUUCCCUCUCAGAUAAAAGAGUAAAGGAAAAAUGGAAGACGCUGCUGCUGCUGCAUCAUCAGCUGUAGUCGUGGAAGAAGAGCGCCUCGACGUUCUCAACAAAACCGGUCAAAAAACCGGCAUUUCGAAGCCCAGAGGAGAAGUUCAUAGAGAUGGAGAUUACCACAGAGCAGUUCACGUGUGGAUUUACUCCGAAAGCACACAAGAAUUGCUUCUUCAACGUCGCGCCGAUUGCAAGGAUUCCUGGCCAGGCCAAUGGGAUAUCUCAAGCGCUGGCCAUAUUUCUGCCGGCGAUUCUUCACUUGUGUCCGCUCAGAGAGAGCUUCAGGAAGAGCUAGGCAUUAGCCUUCCAAAGGACGCGUUUGAACUUAUUUUUAUUUAUCUUCAAGAGUGUGUUAUAAAUGAUGGGAAAUUCAUCAAUAAUGAGUUCAAUGAUGUGUAUCUUGUGACAACUGUAGAUCCGAUUCCUCUUGAAGCAUUUACUCUUCAGGAAACAGAAGUAUCUGCUGUUAAAUACAUUUCGUUCGAGGAAUAUAGAAGCUUACUUGUCAAAGAAGAUCCUGAUUAUGUGCCCUAUGAUGUAGAUGAACAGUAUGGCCAACUCUUUGAAAUCAUUAUGAAAAGGUACACAGAGAACACUGUAGCGCGCAGUUUGAGUCUACAAAAGCAACUCUGUCGAUAUGCUUCUGUUUCUCUGGAUGCUGAGUUGACAGGUCUAUCAAAUACAGACAGGAAGACUCUUGGUUUACUUAUAAAGGCUGCAAAACUUAUGGAUGAAAUAUUCUACCUUCAGGUUUGGUACAGCAAUCCAGCUCUAAGAGAUUGGUUGAAGGAGCAUGCUAGUGCAUCAGAAUUAGACAAGCUCAAAUGGAUGUAUUAUUCAAUUAAUAAGAGCCCCUGGUCCUGUCUUGAUGAAAACGAGGCUUUUUUAACAACCACAGAUUCAGCCAUCAAGUUACUUCCUGAAGCCACGAAGCCAGUCAGUGGAUGGAAGGGUCUGGAAUAUAAAGCAGCAUUUCCCAUGCUAAAACCACCUGGUGCAAAUUUUUACCCUCCAGAUAUGGACAAAAAGGAAUUUAAAUUAUGGAAUGACAGUCUGACAGAGAAAGAACAAAAUGAUGCAAUGGGCUUUUUCACCGUCAUCAAAAGACACAGUGAAUUUAGUUUGGAUUCUUCUUCACCUAAUCAUGCAGUUCAUGGGACAAAUCAUUUAAUGACUGCCCAUGAUCUAUAUAGUGUUCCUUACUCAAAGGAGUAUAACUCCUUCCUUAGAAAAGCUGCAGAACUAUUGCAUGAAGCUGGGGACUUGGCUGGCUCACCUAGUUUGAAGAGGUUACUACAUAGCAAGGCUGACGCAUUCCUCUCAAAUGACUAUUAUGAAUCAGAUAUAGCCUGGAUGGAAUUGGACUCCAAGCUGGACGUUACCAUAGGUCCAUAUGAGACGUACGAGGAUGCAAUUUUUGGCUACAAGGCAACAUUUGAAGCAUUCAUUGGUAUCCGGGAUGACAAAGCAACUGCUCAACUAAAAUUGUUUGGUGAUAAUUUGCAGUUUUUGGAACAAAAUCUUCCAAUGGACAGUGCAUACAAAUCAAAAAAUGUCAAUGCUGCUCCCAUUCGGGUCAUCCGGCUUCUUUAUAAUGCAGGGGAUGUAAAGGGUCCUCAAACUGUUGCUUUCAAUUUACCAAAUGAUGAGCGUAUAGUAAAAGAUCGAGGAACUUCAAUGGUCAUGCUGAAGAAUGUUUCAGAGGCAAAGUUCAAGCAUAUUCUUCAGCCCAUAGCUGAUGUUUGUAUUAGCAAGGAACAAAAAGGAUUGGUAGAUUUUGAAUCUUUCUUUACGCACACUAUAUGCCAUGAGUGCUGCCAUGGUAUUGGGCCUCAUACUAUCACACUUCCAGAUGGCCAAAAGUCAACAGUAAGAAAGGAGCUUCAAGAACUCCACUCUGCUUUGGAAGAAGCAAAAGCUGAUAUAGUUGGCCUUUGGGCCCUAAAGUUCUUAAUCAACCAGGAUUUACUUCCUAGGAGUCUGGUAAAAUCUAUGUAUGUUUCAUUCCUUGCGGGAUGCUUCCGGUCAGUUCGUUUUGGUUUAGAGGAAGCUCAUGGGAAAGGACAAGCACUGCAAUUUAACUGGAUGUAUGAGAAAGAAGCCUUCAUCUUGCAUCCUGAUGAGACAUUUUCUGUUGAUUUUGCCAAGGUUGAAGAGGCUGUUGAAAGCUUGAGUAGGGAGAUACUCACCAUACAGGCAAAAGGUGACAAGGAGGCUGCAGAUUUGCUGUUACAGAAAUACUGUAAAAUGACACGGCCAUUGAAACAUGCUCUGGAAAAAUUAGAGAGUGUUCAGGUCCCUGUGGAUAUAUAUCCCAUAUUUUCCACUGUUAAUGAAAUAUCAGAGUAAAGGUAGCGUCUCGGGAUUAGGCCAAUCCCUUCGUUUUCUAGCCAAGCUGAUUAAUAAGUGAAUGGCAAUAAGUGGACAGUGCUGCCACAGUACCCUCAAUGUUUCCAUCAAUUAAAUCAGCAACGUUGUUGUCUUA
Molecule: messenger RNA, 2646 nt
Organism: Populus trichocarpa (black cottonwood)
Lineage: Eukaryota; Viridiplantae; Streptophyta; Magnoliopsida; Malpighiales; Salicaceae
Product: nudix hydrolase 3-like
Exons: 21
Coding region: 150-2510 (786 amino acids)
Cellular component (GO): cytoplasm
Molecular function (GO): dipeptidyl-peptidase activity
Source: RefSeq, a predicted model, not a curated record